This is a messenger RNA of Guillardia theta CCMP2712, 3726 nucleotides long. RefSeq names its product sister chromatid cohesin complex subunit, structural maintenance of chromosome 1, SMC1 (gene Smc1). The record is from RefSeq and is a predicted model, not a curated record. Gene Ontology annotation, biological process: sister chromatid cohesion. Gene Ontology annotation, molecular function: DNA binding; ATP hydrolysis activity; protein binding. Gene Ontology annotation, cellular component: cohesin complex; nucleus; chromosome. NCBI's taxonomy places the organism in Eukaryota, Cryptophyceae, Pyrenomonadales, Geminigeraceae. The transcript has 9 exons. The coding region runs from base 1 to 3726 and encodes 1241 amino acids.
AUGCCAGCACGCGAUGACGACGGACGAGGAUGUCUGUACAAGCUCGUAGUCCAAAAUUUCAAAAGUUAUGCUGGAUACCUUGAGAUCGGUCCAUUCAAAGAUUUCACAUGUGUGAUCGGACCGAAUGGAUCAGGGAAAUCGAACUUGAUGGAUGCAAUCAGCUUCGUUGUUGGAGUGACAGCCACUACGCUCAGAGGAUCGAGGAUUGCGGAUUUUCGAUCAAAUUUGAGCACUGCCAGUGCAUCUCCAACCUCUGUGUCGCUCUUCUACCGAGGACCUGAGAAGGGAUCUGGCAAAUUCGAUGAGAUUCAGUUCACCAGAACGAUUACUUCACGCGACACAAGCGAAUAUAAAAUUGACAAUAAGAAAGUCGACGAGAAAGAGUACCAGAGGAGAUUGAAAUCUAUUGGUCUGCUGGUGAAAUCUCGCAACUUCCUGGUUUUUCAGAACGAAGUCGAAGCGGUUGCCCAAAAGACCCCAAAACAACUCACUGAACUGCUAGAAAGAAUUUCUGGUUCGGAGGAUCUCAAGCAGCAGUACGAGGAACUUAUGGAGCAAAAAAGUGCUGCAUCUCAAACCGCUGUUGCAGUUUACAAACGCAGCCUUUUGGUCUCGAACGAGAAGAAACAGUGCAAAGAACAGGUGAAGGAGGCAAACACUUAUGAGAAGAUGCUCAACGACUUGAAUGAUCUGAAAACCCAUCACGUUCUUUUUGAUUUGUAUCAGAUUGAAAAGCAGAUCGAAAGCCACGCAACAGAAGCUGAAACCUUGGGAGAAAAGCUUGAAGAAUGCUCCAAAAAUUGCAAAGCAGUAUCCAAUGCAGCAGACAAAAAGUCGAAAAAAAAGGCUGAAAAGCAAAAAGAGUGGUCAGUGAUUGACAAGAAAGUUGAUGACCUUGAAAAGAAAGUGAAGAGUAUCCAACGACAAGAUCUUCUCAAGCUGUCAACAGAGAUAAGCUCAAGAAAAGCUGACAUCACCAAAAAUUCUGAGGAAAUGAAGAAUUCGAAAGAAAAACUCCAGGAGAUGACUCAAAAACUCAAGUCUGAAGAAAAAGAACGAGAUGACCUCGAAGCUGCUCUCAAGGAGAUUGAGUCCAAAAGCAAGAAAAGAGGUAUUGAUCUGGUUGGAGAACAGGUCUCGGAGUACAACCAGUUGAAAUCCAAAGCUUUUCAAAUGUCUCACAAAGCCAAAACAGCAUUGGAAAGGACAGAAAGGGCUGAUCAAGAAGCAAAACGUCAACUUGAGACAUUGGAAGUGUCAAUGAAGCGUUGUCAACAACGGAUCGAUCAUCUCAGCAGCAAGAUCAAGGAUGAGUCUGCAGUCAAUAGCAAGAAUCUGAACAAGCUGCAGGGGUUGAACGAAGAGAAGCACAAGUGCAGCAGCGAAUUGACGGAUGUCACAGCGAAAUUGAAGGACGAAUACGCCAGAAAGAAGGUCCUGGUAAACGAGAACCGCGAAUUGCAAGAAAAGAUUCGAGAGGCAAGCUUUGACCACCACCAGAAUCAAAGAGACGAGCAAUUUAAGAUCAGACUGGAACACCUAUCCAGCUCGUUCCCUGGUAUUCGCGGACGUGUGAUGGACUUGUGCAAAGUCCGCCAACGACAACAUGAGCUUGCAAUGGCGAUAACCAUGGAGGGUAAUAUGGAUGCAGUCGUCAUCGACAAGGAAGAAACUGCUCGUCGUUGUAUUGAGCAUCUGAAGGAGCAGAAAGCUCCAGCGAUGACGUUUCUUCCUUUGGAUACCCUUACUGCAAAACCUCCUGACGAGAGAUUGAGAAUGAUUCAAGGAGCUAAGCUUGCAUUGGAUUGUAUCGAAUACGAAAAAUCUGUGGAAAAAGCGAUGUGGUAUGUCACGGGCAAUACUGUCUUGGUACCUACAUUGCAGGAUGCAAAAAAUUUGGCAUAUCAGUCCCAAUCAGUUGGUUCAUUGAGAUGCAAGGUUGUAAGCCAUGAUGGUGCAUUGAUUUCAAAAUCAGGAACGAUGACGGGAGGAGACAAUUCACAUUUGCAAUCGAAAGCCCAACGAUGGCAAGCAAACGAACUCGAUAAGCUGAGAGAAAAAUUAGAAAAAUGCAGCAGAGAACAGGAAUCAGUCAGCAAAACAAUUGAAGUUCUGGAGAGGGCUAAAUUUGGCCUUGAAAAGAAGCUUUCAGAAAAUUCCGCCGAACUCACUGCGGCUCAAAGACUGAAAGAGAUCCACGAUAUUGACCAGAAAAAUUUGGAAAAGGAGGUGAAUAUUCACAAGAAACAACUGGAGACACUUGCUCCCAACAUCCAACACAUGAAACGAGAAAUCGAUUCGCAGAGAAAAACUCUUGAAGAAGACAGGGCUGCGCUUGACAAAAUCCAUGAUAUGGUUUAUCGGGACUUCUGCAAGAAGAUGGGUAUCAAGAGCAUCGCUGAAUUUGAAGGUGGAUCCUUGAAAGAACAGCGUGAAGUCCAAAGCAGAAUCAACGAUCUUACCCAGCAGAAAGCGAAAGUUGAAGGCGUCAUUGCCAAAUCCAAGUCAAAUUACUCUGCGUACGUCAAGCUGCUUGAGGACAAGAAGCAAGAAACAAAAAAACUUGAGGAAGAAAUUGCGUCUCUCAAAAGCAAAGAAGAAUCAAGCAAGAAGAAGAUGAAGGAAGCCAUGGAUGCAAAGGAAGAAGAAUUGAGAAAGCAAAAAGCAAUUAAGGAGGAGAUCGAUGAAAUUGAGAAGGAGUACAAGGAGAUUACCAAGGUUUUGAAAAAAGCUAAUGAAGAUCGUGAGGAAAUUUCAAGACAAUUGGAAAAGGCUGAAGCCCAGAUGCAACGAUUGCGGGACAAAAGAAAUGGAGUCUUUGAGCAAUGUAAAAUGGAUGAAAUCGAAAUUCCCACGAGGAAGAAAAAAGAUGGAAGCACUGAUGACGAUGAAGAAGACAACAUGGAUAUCGAAGCUGGUCAUAGCCAAACUGCCAAAGAGAUCAGACAAGAAGUGUUGCAAUCUCGCAUAGAUUUUUCGAAACUGCCAAGGGAGCAUAAGCGUGAUCUUGGUGAGAAAGACCAAGAAAAGAUACGGUCGGACCUUGAAGAGAAGCAAAAAAAGAUCAACGAAACGCUCCAGACGAUGAAUCCAAAUAUGAAGGCGCAUGAACAGCUCAAAGAGAUCGAAGAAAGAUACGAAGCUGUGCAGCAGGAACUGUCAUCUGCCAAACAGAAUUCGCAGGAUUUAACAAAGCAAUUCGAAGAUGUCAAGCAGAAAAGAUGCGAGUUGUUUAACAAAUGCUUCGACCACGUCAAAGGAUGUAUCGACGAGAUUUACAAGGAGCUCACAUGCGAUCCAACGAAAGUUGAACAGAGCGUUGGUGGAUCUGCAUAUCUUACCCUCAACAAUCAGGAGGAGCCCUACAUGGAUGGUAUUAAGUAUGACACCAUUCCUCCGGGCAAACGCUUUAUGGACAUGACUCAUCUCUCGGGAGGAGAGAAGACGGUUGCGGCGCUUGCGCUUCUUUUCGCCAUCAACAGCUACUGUCCAGCUCCCUUCAUCGUUCUCGACGAGGUGGAUGCAGCUCUAGACGCUCGCAAUGUGGCAAAAGUCACUCGUUACAUCCAAUCGCGAAGGCACGAGCAGCAAUGUGUAAUCAUCUCUCUCAAAGAGCGUUUCUACGAAAAGGCAGACGGGCUGGUUGGCAUAUGCAGAGACAUAACGGGAGGUCACAGCAACGUCUUUACGCUCGACCUGUCCAUGUAUGAGGACGGCAUUCAGUGA